GGUGUUAACAGCUAGGAAGUCAUGUCCCGAUCGGGCGAUAGAACAUCCACCUUUGACCCGACUCACAGUGAUACCCUGCUGCACGGACUCAAUCUCCUGUGGAGGAAGCAGCUUUUCUGCGACGUGACGCUCACAGCCCAGGGCCAGCAGUUCCACUGCCACAAAGCAGUGCUGGCGUCCUGCUCCCAGUACUUUAGGUCUCUCUUCUCCAGUCACCCACUCAACAAUGAGGGGAUUUCGAGCAAGGACCAGGGGAGCAGUGGCACCCCCUCCUCCUCUCCUGAUGAAAAGCUUUUGGCAAGCCCCAGAUCCAUUAACAACCUGGUGCUACAGGGCUGCUCCUCCAUUGGACUAAGGCUAGUGCUUGAGUACCUAUACACUGCCAACGUGACCCUCUCCCUUGACACCGUGGAAGAGGUCCUCUCCGUCAGCAAGAUCCUCAACAUUCCUCAGAUCACCAAGCUCAGCGUUCAGUUUCUCAACGACCAGAUCUCCGUGCAGAACUACAAACAGAUCUGCAAGAUUGCGGCACUCCACGGCUUAGACGAGACCAAGAAGCUGGCCAACAAAUACCUGGUGGAGGACGUGCUGCUGCUGAACUUCGAGGAGAUGUGCGCCAUGCUGGACGCACUGCCGCCCCCCGUGGAGUCGGAGUUGGCGCUCUUCCAGAUGUCGGUACUGUGGCUGGAGCAUGACCGGGAAACGAGAAUGCAUUACGCCCCGGAUCUGAUGAAGAGGCUGCGCUUUGCGCUCAUCCCUGCCCCCGAGCUGGUGGAGAGGGUGCAGUCUGUUGACUUUAUGAGAAGCGACCCCGUCUGCCAGAAGUUGCUUUUGGAUGCCAUGAACUAUCACCUCAUGCCCUUCAGGCAGCACUGCAGACAGAGCAUAGCCAGCAGAAUUCGCUCGAAUAAAAGAAUGUUGUUGCUGGUUGGUGGCCUACCUCCUGGACCGGAUCGACUCCCCAGUAAUUUGGUCCAGUACUAUGAUGAUGAAAAGAAGACCUGGAAGAUCCUAACAAUAAUGCCUUAUAACAGUGCUCAUCACUGUGUUGUGGAAGUGGAGAACUUUCUCUUAUUGAUUGGUGGAGAGGACCAGUGGAACCCCAAUGGCAAACACAGCACUAACUUUGUGAGCCGUUACGACCCAAGAUUCAAUAGCUGGAUACAGCUUCCACCAAUGCAGGAAAGGAGGGCCAGUUUCUUUGCCUGUUGCCUGGACAAGCACCUGUACGUGAUAGGCGGGAGGAAUGAGACGGGGUACCUGUCCAGCGUGGAGUCCUACAACCUGGAGACCAAUGAGUGGAACUAUGUCUCCUCCUUGCCCCAGCCCCUGGCUGCCCAUGCGGGAGCUGUGCACAAUGGGAAGAUAUACAUUUCAGGGGGAGUCCACAAUGGGGAGUAUGUGUCCUGGCUGUACUGCUAUGACCCGCUGAUGGACGUGUGGGCCAGGAAGCAGGACAUGAACACGAAGCGUGCCAUUCACGUGCUGGCAGGAUUGAAUGACCGUCUCUAUGCCAUCGGCGGAAACCAUUUGAAAGGGUUUUCACACCUUGAUGUAAUGUUGGUGGAGUGCUAUGACCCAAAAGGAGAUCAGUGGAACAUUCUUCACACUCCCAUUUUAGAGGGCCGUAGUGGGCCCGGGUGCGCCGUGCUGGAAGAUAGCAUUUUCCUGGUUGGCGGCUACAGUUGGAGCAUGGGAGCGUACAAGUCCUCCACCAUCUGCUACAGUCCGGAGAAAGCCACGUGGACUGAGCUCGAGGGAGACGUGGCAGAACCUCUGGCUGGCCCAGCCUGUGCCACUGUCAUACUGCCAGCCUGCCUGCCAUUUAACAAGUAA
Molecule: messenger RNA, 1836 nt
Organism: Megalops cyprinoides (Indo-Pacific tarpon)
Lineage: Eukaryota; Metazoa; Chordata; Actinopteri; Elopiformes; Megalopidae
Gene: klhl14
Product: kelch-like family member 14
Exons: 8
Coding region: 22-1836 (604 amino acids)
Molecular function (GO): protein binding
Source: RefSeq, a predicted model, not a curated record